Molecule: messenger RNA, 1281 nt
Organism: Talaromyces proteolyticus
Lineage: Eukaryota; Fungi; Ascomycota; Eurotiomycetes; Eurotiales; Trichocomaceae
Product: Alpha/Beta hydrolase protein
Exons: 5
Coding region: 1-1281 (426 amino acids)
Molecular function (GO): dipeptidyl-peptidase activity
Source: RefSeq, a predicted model, not a curated record
AUGCCUAACGAGAUACACAAUUACCUUCAUCAAAUUGACGAGUCUUCUUUUGACUAUGUCUACGAAGAAAAUGUAACAAUACAUCUGAAAGACGACAGAGGUCUGGUUAGGUGCAAUGUCUACCGCCCCAAAGCUGCCAAUGGCGAGAAAUUCCCUGUUCUGGUAACCUAUGGGGCAUAUGGUAAAGACAUUCAUUAUUCGGCAUACGCGGUGGUUCAAGGCGAUGAGAUUGGCCUUAACCAAUCACCAAGCAAGCUGGACACAAUAUCACGUGAUACCAGCCUAGCUUUUAUCAAUGUUAUAGAAGUUAGACUCUUAGGCAUCAGCUACUCUGCAGAUAGUCAUUGGCGCGUUGCUGCACGACAACCUAAGGGUUUGGCAUGCAUCAAUACAUGGGAAGAAAUAUCCGACUACUAUCGAGAUAGAUGCCGACAUGGGGGGAUCUUGUCAAACACUUUCGUUCACUUCGGUGGAAUCGUCACUACAAAUCAAUAUGGCCGUCCUGGGAGAGCAGCCAGGAAAUGGGGCCCAGACACAAUCGAGGGCGACCUAACCGAAGAAGAGGCUGAGGGUAAUUGUAGAGACCAAACAAUCGACAACUUCACAAACCAAUUUCUUGAUGACGAAUUCUACAGAUCUAAAGACUACGAAAUGAAAGAUAUCAAAGUUCCCCUCCUCUCUAGGAAUGUCGAGGGAUACAUGAACGCUGGCUCAAAGCUCAAGUAUCUUCGAUUUGUGACAGGCCGGCAUGAUCUGCCGUUCUACACCAAAGCUUGCGUGGAUAUGCAGAAGAGCUUUCUUGAAAACAAAGAUACUGGUGUCUGGUCUACAGGCGAAGCACCUAAAGUUGAGAUAGUGUUGCGAAAAGGGGAUGUGGGUUUCAAUAACCCAGAAGACGAGAAGGCCUACCUCACAUGCUUUGAGGAUGAAUGGCCCAUGCCAGGCACAGCCUAUACGAAAUUCUAUCUAACGGCAGCUGGAGGCUUGACCAAGGUCCAUCCAGCAAAUCAUGAAAUAACCAACAUCUCUUAUCAAGCCCCUGAAGAUCUAAAACAUCAACAUCUCAUCCAAUUCACUAAUGAAGCGUUUAAGAAGGAAGUUGGGUUUACAGGCCAUAUUAUAGCACACCUUAAUAUAUCUACAAGCAGCAUCGACUCAAUAUCUGAUACAAAACCAAGUUAUAUCAAUCUAUUUUUAACUAUCAGGCAGUUAAAUUCUCAAGACAAAGAAAUCCUAUACACCAGCACAGUGGGAAAUCCAGUGCCAGUAAUCAAAGAAUAG